GAUCCGCCUGCAGCACCAGUACUGGAGCCAGUGGACAGCACGCAGAUCACCACCAGCUCGCUGAGAAUCAGCUGGCUCAUGCCUCAGUACCCCGGCAGCAUCGCCAUCGAAGGGUACGCGGUAGAGGUGAGGCCGCAUGGCAAUGGCAGCACUUGGACGCUGGCCUCCUUUGCUGUUCAGACCCUCUCCAGCACUGUCACUGGACUCAGGCCGUGGACUGAAUAUCACUUGCGCAUGCGAGCGAUGACAUCACUGGGCUACAGUGAAUAUAGCGAGGAGACCGCCGCUACGCGUACAUUGCCACGUGAUCCGGUGGCACCCGAGGGUGUUGUGACGUCAGCAGGAGUAACUUCGAUCACCCUUCAUUGGCAGCUACCUGUCACGUGGACUGCCGAGCACGGAGCACUGCGCAACGUUCUCGUGUCCUACGAGCAACUGGCAGAUGACGGAGCAGGCGCACCGCUGAAAAACACCACCAGUGUUGUCGUCGGUGCUGGCGACACAGCGGGAAAUUUGACGGUCACCGGGUUGGAGGACGACUCUCGGUACUCAUUCAACAUCACGUUUGACAAUGGAUACGCUACUGGCAAUAGCACUGAAGUACUGGGCAAAACAAUCCCAGGUGUACCCAGUCCGCUCACCGACCUGCAACUCUCAGAGAACGGUACGGAUCACGUGCAGCUCUUCUGGCGUGUGGAUCUGGCCAAGGACGAGUACCCUGCAACGCAGCUGAUGUUCGCAGUGAAACUUCAAGACGGAGAAGGUGUCAGUAACGUUACGAUUAACAUCACAGAUGACAAUGGCAAGCAUAUUCUUGAUAACCUGGUGCCAGAGACGACAUACAUCGUAGAUGUCCACACGCUCAACGAGUUUGGCAGAAGUGAAGAGGCUAGGAAUACGUCUUUCCAGACCCAAGCAAUGGACGAGAUCCCAGAGAGUGCAAGCAUUCUCAUCGACUUCCCACCAGCUGGAAACGAUUCAAAGUUCUUCACAGUAUUUGUUCGACUGGCAGGCUCGACUGACGAUUUUGAGCAGAUAGCUCGAGUCCCAUCGACUAUACCCCGUUUUGUUCUGGGAGGAGUGAUGGCAGGACAAAACUAUGAGAUUAUCGUGAAGGAGACUGGAGACGGUACACCCCGCGACGUUCUCCAAUUUGAAGCAACUCCUUCUGGAACUACUCCUGUAGUUCCAAUUCUCCUGCCGGACUCAGUACCCGGCGUUACUAGCUGGCACGUGCAAGUCCGUCAGCAAGACGCAAAUGGAACGUAUGGUCCUUGGCAGACACAUGUACACCUUCCUAGCUCUCGACCGAAGUACGACCUGACGGGACUUUCCCCUGGUAACACGUACCAGUAUCGCAUCUUGGACAAUACCGGGAACGUUCAUCGAACAGGUGCCGCGUUCAUUCCCGAACUCCAGGACACGGCGUCGCCAACAGAUGAUAUUCCAUCGCCCAAUUCGCCCGUUGAAAGCACAGACGACGGAUCGUUUGUCAGCAGCAAGAACAAAAUGACACUGUAUUCUGUCAUUGGUUCGAGCAGUGUCGUCUGUGUUGUGUGCGGAGCACUUCUCCUCUAUCUCAUCCGUAGGAGGAACUCAUCGUCCGAAGAAGGUGAAAUGGACAAAGAUCACGUCCAGCUCUCUCGGCUCGCUCCUGUGACCUCACACUACGGAUUGAUAGCGCAAGGAUCGUCUGAUCACUACCUAGCUAAACCCAGCAUGUCCACAAGUACCAUAUCUACAGAACACCAUCUAGCUGAAUCGAGCAUGUCCACGAGUACCAUAUCGAUGGAUCACCCACUAGCUGAACCUAGCACAUCUACCAGCACCAAUUCUACAAUCCAGUGGAAGAACCACGCCAUAAAGACACCACUUGCAAAGUGUCAGAGUGCAAUGCGUCAGAGCAAGCCUCAAAUCGGCGCGCAACAGAUGCACACACAACAGGUGGAAGUACUCAACAAAAGUAUGGUCAAUCUCGAUGGUGGUAGCAUGCGCAGUCUCAAUGCAAACAAUAAUUACAAUACGGCCAGUCUCAAUGUCAACAAAUUGCCCAGUAUCAAUGGUGGCAGUAUGCCCAAUCUCAAUGACGCCAGUAUGCCCAGUAAUCCCAAUGGCGCUGCUAUGCUCAAUCUCAAUGGUGGUGGUGGUGGUGGUGGUGCUCAGCGCAAUCACCGUGGAGGUAGCGUGCUCAGCUGCAAUAGUCAUAAUGGCCUGCUGGAGAGCGAUGAACCGCGAGGCCAACCAGGGCGCUUGUUUGAGAGCAGCAUAACCUCUGAGUACACACCAAUGAACCUUUCCCAGAACGUUUCGCAGAGUGCAUCAGCGGACACGUCACCGAACACGUCACAGAGCGCAUCGCAGAGCGCAUCGCACAGGGCCACACCACUACUGGGUCGCCGAAAUGUGGAAACAGGCACUUCACUAGGACCGGACUACUCCCAUCUCACGUCUACAUCACAAAUCAGCCAAACAAGCGUAUUGGACGAGAUGAUACAACGGCCGGAAAAGGUCAACCACCUGCCAAAAACAGACGAAAAGAAACCGGGCCCCAUGUCUCCCUUAUUCCACCAAGAGAACACACGACCGUCAUCAACAUCGGAUGCGGAAAUGGCCAAUGGGCGUGAUAUUUAUUCUUUUGACCCAGUGUCAGAGGAUGGCCAUAUCUAUUCACUCGCCAAAGGUAAAGGCGCGUCGGCGGCUCAUGUAAUGGCAAAGGCGAAAGGUAAUCCCACUUACGUAAUGGCAGAGUCGAAUGAUGGCCCUACUUAUGUGUUGGCAGAGUCGAAUGAUGCAAGGUCAACUGGUGCAGAGUCGAAUGAUGCUGAAUUGUAUAGUAGGGUCGAGUCAAAGGGUACUUCAGAAAAGCGGCUUACUAUCUUCUCAACUCCAAUCACCCUCGAACCAGAUCCGUAUUCCACACAAUCCACUAACACGUCACCUCGAGCAGAACAGGGUUCACGUGCCUAUGCAGCCCCGCGGGCGCGCAAGAAUGUCACGGGUGCCUCCUCAACUCCGCUGACCGAGUCUGAUGACGUAUAUUCAUCUCCACGCACACGUGUCGCAGAUCGUCCUUCAGCCCCACAGACAGAGACCGCGGAUAUCUACGCAGCUCCACAGAGACAAGCUAUGCAUGCCUGCUCAACUCCGCUCUCAGCAUGUGCUGCAGAAAACUAUGCAGCUCCAAAGAAGGCUGAUCUGACUCAUCUGCUAGACAAUAAGGAUGUAUAUUCAUCUCCCGGGGCACACGCAACGAAAACCACUUCAACUGGAGAGGCUGAUCUGACUCAUCUGCUAGACAAUAUGGAUGUAUAUUCAUCUCCCAGGGCACACGCAACGAAAACCACUUCAACUGGAGAGGCUGAUCUGACUCAUCUGCUAGACAAUAUGGAUGUAUAUUCAUCUCCCGGGGCACACGCAACAAAAACCACUUCAACUGGAGAGGCUGAUCUGACUCAUCUGCUAGACAAUAUGGAUGUAUAUUCAUCUCCCGGGGCACACGCAACGAAAACCUAUUCAACUGGAGAGGCCCAGGACAAAGAUGCAUACGCACCUCCAAAAACACGGAUAGCAGAUAUCCGCUCGGCAGCACUGUCUGAGGACGGAAAUAUAUAUUCAUCUCCCUGGACACCAUCAAGUUCUCGGAAGAGGGCUGCAGCUCCACAGGCUAUGGACGCCUCGCCGACUGCGCAGGCUGACGACGACGACACUGCUGAUCUGUACGCAGCUCCGCACAGGAAGCUGUGAGGUGACGGCACAGUCUGAUUGCUAGGGACACUAGCUGCAGUCCUCUGGCCUUCGUACAGAUGUGCACACCUUCCUCUCCUUGAAUGGCUAGGCUAGCUGGUACUUUACCAGGCAACUGCAGAUGCUAGGGUCGGUUGGAGAUUCAGGUCUGUGCGGCCAGCUUACUUGUAAGCUUACUUGUAAGAAUAUAACAAGUAGCACAUCAUCAUCACACGUUGAUAGACCGACAUAGCCUCUUCAGUCAAACGCUACUUACUCCCUUACUGAGGAACUGGCAAUACUUACCACAUAGCUCUGUUAACAACGUUCCCAUAACUGCAACAGCCACCUUGCCGUUUUCUAGUGUUUAGGUAUAUGCAGUUCGUUUUAUAGUGCUAAUUGUGGGUUAGUUUUCUUCGUUCUCCUCCAUCUUUCUUCAAUAUCCUUUUCCAUGAGUUGUUACAUAUUGCAACAUGCAUUAACAAUAGAUAAUAGUUUCUAUAGAUUGGAAGAGCACCGCCAUAUUGAGUAGUAGUUCUGCAGCUCUGUA
Molecule: messenger RNA, 4273 nt
Organism: Sycon ciliatum
Lineage: Eukaryota; Metazoa; Porifera; Calcarea; Leucosolenida; Sycettidae
Exons: 10
Coding region: 79-3744 (1221 amino acids)
Molecular function (GO): protein binding
Source: RefSeq, a predicted model, not a curated record